AGAUGUGCAGUCGAAACCUUAUCUACUUCCCCCUUUUUCUCUUCAAUGGCGCUCCACUUCUCUUGCCAUGCCGCUGCUCUCAACACCCACCUCCACUGUAAACUGAAUGCUACUGUGAACAAACCCCAUGAGAAAGUUAGGGAUUUAAUUAUAAGAAGUAAAGUUCCUUCGAUCACAACUGUCCCACAAAAGUCUCUCCAGAAAGGCAAUUGGGUCAAGCUUAUCUGUGGUGCUAGCUUUGAGGAUGUGGUGGAUGUUAGGAAUCUUUCUCUUGUUUACACUCUGGCUGGAGUUGAUUGUAUUGAUUGUGCCGCGGACUUGGCGGUGGUGAAUGCGGUGAAUGAAGGGAUCGAUGCUGCAAGAACUAUCUUGCCUAUUAGAAGGCCUUGGGUUAUGAUAAGUGUCAAUGAUGAUGAGGAUCUUCACUUUCGUAAAGCUGAAUUUGAUCCAGACGAUUGUCCAAACGAUUGCUCAAGACCAUGUGAAAAGAUAUGUCCUGCUAACGCAAUAUCUUUCCAGGAUGCAUUCAGCUCAUAUAAGCCAGGAGUUAUAACGGAGCGUUGCUAUGGCUGUGGACGCUGUUUUCCAGUUUGUCCAUAUGAUAAAAUAAAAGUACAUUCGUAUUUAAGAGAUGCUGCUGCAACAUCUAAACUUCUUGAGAGAGAUGAUGUCGAUGCUCUUGAGAUACAUACCAAUGGAAGGCAGACUGAUUCAUUCAAAGAGCUUUGGGAUGGUUUGGGAGAAUCUGUUAAUCAUCUAAGGCUUGUGGCAGUUAGUUUGCCUUAUAUUGGAGAUUCAACUGUCUCCAUGAUGAACAAAAUGUACUCUAUUCUAGAACAGGAUCUCCGUUGCUUGAAUUUAUGGCAGUUAGAUGGCCGGCCAAUGAGUGGAGACAUUGGGCGAGGUGCCACUCGAGAAUCCAUUGCUUUUGCCCUUCGCUUGGCUUCUACUAACAACCGACCCCCUGGUUUUCUUCAACUCGCGGGUGGUACCAACGCUCACACAGUGGACGGGUUAAGAAAACAAAACCUCUUCCAAACGGCAACGGUUUCUGAAAGUUCAAGGGUGUCGAAUUCAAAUGCUUUGAUCAGCGGAAUUGCUUAUGGUGGCUAUGCUCGCAAGAUUGUUGGAAGGGUUUUGCAAUCAGAUUCAGAUUCAGAGGGUGGAGUUGGUGAGAUAGAAUCAUAUCCAGACCAUCUGUUAAUGGCGGUUAUUGAAGCUCUUGGGUUAGUAGGAGGGGUCAAGUCUUAUAAUAUGUAAAUAAUAAGAAUAAUAAUUAUGAGCUUGUUUGUUAGCAUUUUAAUGGGAUUAACAAGACUCGUAACUUAUUUUGACAGCGUAAUUGUUUGGGAGUGGCUUAAUGAUAUAAAAAGUGGCUUAUUCAGUACUCUUUC
Molecule: messenger RNA, 1394 nt
Organism: Cynara cardunculus var. scolymus (artichoke)
Lineage: Eukaryota; Viridiplantae; Streptophyta; Magnoliopsida; Asterales; Asteraceae
Exons: 13
Coding region: 46-1260 (404 amino acids)
Source: RefSeq, a predicted model, not a curated record